Molecule: messenger RNA, 2159 nt
Organism: Olea europaea var. sylvestris
Lineage: Eukaryota; Viridiplantae; Streptophyta; Magnoliopsida; Lamiales; Oleaceae
Product: mitogen-activated protein kinase homolog NTF3
Exons: 5
Coding region: 853-1971 (372 amino acids)
Biological process (GO): intracellular signal transduction; protein phosphorylation
Cellular component (GO): nucleus; cytoplasm
Molecular function (GO): MAP kinase activity; ATP binding
Source: RefSeq, a predicted model, not a curated record
GCUAAUAUCUUCACGGACGGUGUGAACACACGAUUUCAAACAUCGGCCAACGUUACCGCAAAGGAAAAAUAAUUAAAUACCGUAGCAGAGUGUCGUCUGCUUCAUCACUGAUUCCAUAUUUUGAUUGCGACCAGAUAACGGAUCGAACAUUUAUUGUGGAAAUAUCCUUUUUCUUAGAAAAUCACUCAAAAUUAUAUAUUUAUAUUAUCUUUCUGAUGGGAUUCACAGCAAUUGAAGCUGAAAAGCGGCAGAAAGUGUGAGGAUAAUUUAUUAUUAUAGAUCCCUCUGAUCCAAUUUGGUGUAAGUGAGUAGAAUUAGUCGAGAGUUUGAGUCUGGAAUUCAAGGGAUAAGUGGGAUUGGAUGGGGAAUUCUGAUUUACGAGUUGGACUUGAAGAGAGACAAGGAUAGAUUUGAUGGUACUGUGAAGUGAUUCAAGGAAAGCAACUGUUCAAUUGUUUUAAGUGUUAAUGUCUUCAAAUUUCAAUCACUCCGUUUGUUCUUUUUAGAUCAAUGUGAAAACUGAAUUGUGGUGGGGAUUAGUAUGGAAACUACUUAAUUUAGCUGAAUAUGGGAAGAAUUUGUCUUCUCAAUGAAAGAAACUGUUGAGAAAAAAAUUAAGUUUUUUGAAGAUAUCUUUGUUGGCUUUAUUGAUUGAAUGAAGUGCAGUCCAUUCAACAGUUGAAACGCAUUGAAUAAUUUUGUAAGCUUUCUUUAUUGGCUUGGUGAAGUGAUUGAAGUGCAGUCUACUCAUUGGUUGAAAACAGGUUGAGCCGAUUAUUGGUUGUUUUUAUAUGUUAUGUGGUAAGGUGCUUCAUGUCAAAUGAUGUUCUGUACGAAAUUGUUUAAAGUAGUAUGGCAACUCCUGUUGAGCCUCCGAAUGGGGUUGGAACUCCAGGUAAGCACUACUAUUUAAUGUGGCAAACACUGUUUGAGAUUGAUACAAAGUAUGUGCCAAUCAAGCCUAUUGGUCGAGGGGCAUAUGGUAUUGUCUGCUCAUCUGUCAACCGGGAAACCAAUGAGAAGGUUGCAAUCAAGAAGAUACAUAAUGCCUUUGAAAAUCGUAUUGAUGCACUAAGAACUCUGCGUGAAUUGAAGCUUCUCCGCCAUCUUCGACAUGAAAAUGUCAUAGCCCUGAAGGAUGUCAUGCUGCCUAAUCAUAAGAGAAGUUUCAAGGAUGUCUACUUGGUUUAUGAGCUUAUGGAUACUGAUUUGCAUCAGAUAAUUAAGUCCUCUCAAGCUCUAUCAAAUGAUCAUUGUCAGUAUUUCCUAUUUCAGUUACUUAGAGGUCUGAAGUAUCUACACUCAGCAAGUAUUCUUCAUCGGGAUUUGAAGCCUGGGAACCUACUUAUCAAUGCGAACUGUGAUCUAAAAAUAUGUGAUUUUGGGCUUGCACGUACAAGCAGUAGGCAGGGCCAAUUCAUGACUGAAUAUGUGGUCACCCGUUGGUAUCGGGCGCCAGAGCUCCUUCUCUGCUGUGACAAUUAUGGCACUUCCAUUGACGUGUGGUCUGUUGGUUGCAUUUUUGCCGAACUUCUUGGUCGGAAACCCAUUUUUCCAGGUACAGAGUGUCUUAACCAGCUUAAACUGAUCAUCAACAUCCUUGGUAGCCAGAGGGAAAAUGAUCUCGAGUUUAUUGAUAACCCAAAGGCGAGAAAGUACAUUAAGUCACUUCCUUACUCUCUGGGAACCCCAUUUUCCCGCCUUUAUCCAAAUGCCCAUCCUCUGGCGCUCGAUCUGUUACAGAAGAUGCUCAUCUUCGACCCUUCAAAGAGGAUAAGUGUAACCGAAGCACUUCAACAUCCAUACAUGUCUCCACUUUAUGAUCCGAGAUGUGACCCUCCGGUUAAUGUCCCGAUCAAUCUCGACAUAGACGAGGAUUUAGGCGAAGAUAUGAUUCGCGAAAUGAUGUGGAUGGAAAUACUUCAUUACCACCCAGAAGCUGCUGCCGCCAACAUGGAGGUAAACACGUAAUGUUUAGUUUCUCCGUUACUGGUGAAAUGACCUUUGUGCUUGUAACAUCAGAACUCUGUAAUUAUCUUUGCUUGUCUUUUUUUUAUUUCAGUAAUCUUGGAAAACAAUACAUUAGCAGUUUGGGCUGUUAAUGCACUUACUAUUAUCUGUUUAAGAAGUUAUUUCACUGCUUGAACUUUUUAUGACAA